This is a messenger RNA of Trichogramma pretiosum, 1419 nucleotides long. RefSeq names its product zinc finger protein 397-like. The transcript is spliced from 6 exons. NCBI's taxonomy places the organism in Eukaryota, Metazoa, Arthropoda, Insecta, Hymenoptera, Trichogrammatidae. The annotation marks the transcript as partial. The record is from RefSeq and is a predicted model, not a curated record.
AUGGAUGCAUACAGAUGCAUGAUGUUACUGACAGACUCGUGUUUGGUGAUAGAAGUAGCAGCGACGGCGUCGGCGAAACCGAUCGUCACGUCGCAGCGACUGCUGGCCAAGGACGAGCGACCCGAGCGCUGCGACAUCUGCGGCUUCGGCUUCCCGGACCUGAAAAUCCUGCUGCUGCACAAGCAGAUCGCGCAUCGGGUGCCUGAAGCCCAGGCACGCCUAGGGCCCGAGCAGCUGCACAUGAAGAACUUCCCGUGCCACCUGUGCAGCAAGGUGUUCACCAUCAAUGGCAGCCUCAUGGUACACAUGAAGGUCGCCCAUCCGGGCGUCAAUCGGCCCGUCAAUCCAGACAGACACGAGAUGAAGGAGUCGGAGGGUUGCAUAUACAAGAAAACCGACAAAGGCUUCGAGUGCCCGAACUGCGGCAAAGUUUUCACCAAGGAGCAAAACAUCAUCCAGCACAUCAAGACGCACGACAGCAAGCAGUGGGAGUGCGACGUGUGCUGCAAGCUCUUCACCACCAAGUACUUUCUUAAGAAGCACAAGCGGCUGCACUCGGGCGAGAUGCCGUACAAGUGCGGCCUCUGCGACAAGACCUUCACGUUCCAGCAGUCGUAUCACAAGCACAAGCUCUAUCACAAGGACGAGAAGCCGCACGAGUGCAAGACCUGCGGCCGGGCCUUCAAGGAGCUCUCGACCCUGCACAAUCACGAGAGGAUACACACGGGCGAGAAGCCGUUCGAGUGCGAGUCCUGCGGUAAAUGCUUCAGGCAGAGGGUCUCGUACUUGGUGCACAGGAGGAUACACACGGGUGUCAUGCCUUACGAGUGCACGAUUUGUGGCAAAAAGUUCAGAUACAAGGUCAGCCAACGCACGCACAAGUGCGUACCUUCGAGCAACAGCACAGCCACCGCCAGUGGCAGUAGCAAUGCCGAUUCCUCGGCUCGAGCUGCUGCGACGGCGACGUUUCAAUCGGAAGGCGACAACGCGACCGUUUAUCCGGACGUCAAUCCCAACAACAACAACAGCAACAGCAGCAGUGGCAGCAAUUUCUUGCUCUUAGCCGGCGGCGGCAAGGAGCAGGCGCUGAAACGAAAACUCGAGGCCGAGAUCGAGAACGAGGACGGCAGCUCGACGUUGCACCAGCAGCAGCAUCAGAACAACUCCAACGACGAUUUCGCCAAUCUGUGCUGGGCCACAACCACCAACACUACCAAGAGCAGGGACGACCCCAAGGACAACGAGAUAACCAUACUGGCUGUGAUAAACGACAAACAGCAGACAACGACGACGACAGUCUGGCCCGGCAAGAAGAUGCCGGACUCGCCGAGCACCGACGACAGCCUCAUGAAGGAGCUGGACAAGGUCAGCGAGGAUUACCGUAGCGGCGUGUGGUCGUCCCUGACGCAGGCGCAGGCG